AUGUCCUCCAAUGAAUCUCUCCUGUCGGAGCCAAAGCAGGUCGUAAGCACCAACGCCAAUGAUCCAGUGGCCAUCACCAGUGAGCCAAAACCUCAAACAAUGGAGGCCAGACAAAGUGAAGAUGGUGGAAGAACCAUCUCUACGUACUCCGACAACGAGUCGGGCUAUCAGCGUGAAUCCAACGAGUGUACGGAAUUCUGUAUGGACUUUUUCAUUUGUUUUGGUGCCUGCGAUGCCUGCUGUCCUGCUUCAGGAGAGGGCUGUUUGAGUAGUCUCGCUGCUUUUGUGGGAGGACUCUGCUUCGCUUGUUGCAAGUGUUAA
Sungouiella intermedia is the source of this 321-nucleotide messenger RNA. Lineage: Eukaryota; Fungi; Ascomycota; Pichiomycetes; Serinales; Metschnikowiaceae. The record is from the annotation of a GenBank genome assembly.